Equus quagga is the source of this 352-nucleotide messenger RNA. RefSeq names its product chromosome 12 C20orf202 homolog (gene C12H20orf202). The record is from RefSeq and is a predicted model, not a curated record. Lineage: Eukaryota; Metazoa; Chordata; Mammalia; Perissodactyla; Equidae. Bases 16 to 315 code for a protein of 99 amino acids. The transcript is spliced from 2 exons.
CCCAAGGACACAGAGAUGAAAACAGCAGAGAAGCCAACCUUGAAUCUUGGGCAGACCCUGGAGUGGCUGAGAAAGGAGCUGGCUGAGAUGCAGGUCCAAGACCAGAGACUCCUGCUCACGCUGAGACACCUUCACAGUGUCCUGGAGGAGCUGCGGGCAGAGAGUGCCCACUGGGAGGAUGCCAGGUCCAGCGGAGGGGCAUCCCCCAUUAGAGCUCGUGCAGGUUCUGAAGGCAGGAGCAGCCGGCCCAGCUCCUCCAGGGAGCUGGCCCAGCUCCUUGGAGGGGUAGACAGCAGACGAAGCUCCCUCCCUUAACUGGCCAGAGGUGACCCUGGGCUUGAGCCCUCCCACC